CAGUAGUUCCAUUUGGCAGAAUGGGGGAAUCAGCAGUGCUGAAACUGAACGACUAUUGCUUGGAGAUGAUAUUGUCUCAUUUGAGUAUGGAAGGGCAAAUAAGUUUUGCCCAGACCUGCCAGAGGUUCCGGGGAGUGUUUAUGGGCUGGUCCCGUCGAGAGUUUGCGAGUAUUUGGAUCGUAGGAGAAGUCUUGGCUGUGGAACUGAGGCUGCUGACCGUGGUGGCUAUGAGUGUGAAAAAGCUUACUAUCCAUUGCAAUGAUCUAGUUAGUUGCUUUGACUCUCAAUACACAAAUCGCAGCCGCAAUAUUCUAAUCAAAAACUUCUGUAGACUGGUUCAAAGCAUGCGAAAUCUGCAGUUCGUCAAAAUCUGGGAGGGAAAUCGGCACUCGACAUCGAUCAGCAAGCAUGUGCUCCGGAUACUAAAAGACUCAUCCCAACUUAGACAACUACACAUCUGUACUCUCAAGCUUGAAACGACACAAAUUAGAAAGUUUGAGCAGAUUGAGAUCCUCUACAUAGAUGUGAAGCUAACAGCCAGAGAUCUGCUACAGUCCUGCAGAACAAUGACAAGUUUGCAGACUCUACAUCUUACCGAUCAAGUGAGCAGUGCGAGACUCAGGGAAGUCCUGGCACACCUACCCUACCUACGGGACCUGAGCUUCGUGAUUGAUCGCAGUGACUCCAAGCACUCGAAACUAUAUGACUGCUGCCAAGACGCAAGCAGCUCCUUGUCAAUGCUCUUCGAUUUCCUGGCUAGCCAGAGGACCACCUUGCUAUCGCUCAGUGUAAAGGGCCAGAUAUGUGCUGUUCACGAAGCCGAGUCGCUGGCCAGCAUCAAGUCACUGGAGGUCCUUGACUGUAACUUUUCUAACCCCGAUUGUGUGCUGCUCCUCGCAGGGCUGUCAUCCCUAAGGGCCCUGCGUAUCACGUACCUCCAGCAGAUGGAUAUAUCCUCUGCGUAUCUGUACCUGAUUCGACAGUGCCGCGAGCUGCGCUUUCUGCGCAUCUUCGACUACAACAUCAAUCCGGACUUUGUGAGGAAGGCCUCCGAAGUGCUACAAGAUGUAGAAGCGAAAAAGCCCUUAAAACUUCUUAUCCACGGUCGACACAACUCCUCAACAUUAAGGGAGUUCACCUCCAUGGCUGAAGAUACGAAAAAUAUCAUAUUCCGCUCAUUAACUGCCACUGAACUGUUUACUUUAAUAUGAAAUGAAGUGUUGGAUAUAAUUUUACCGUUUUAGUUUACCGUUCUAUAUAUAAGCGAUAUAUAAAACGGAGCUGUUACAAGAGACACGUAGUGGUUCGGUUAAACGUUUAUUUGAGAGUGAGUAAAGUGGUAUAUACAUUAUGAGCACGAUACAAUACAGUAUUUUAACUGUAGGUAACUGAAGGUUUAACUGAAACACAAUAAAUAUAUACAUAUGUACCUAUUCGCAAAAAAUAAUCAAAAGAAUUUCUCAAAAGAAAAAUGUGAUUAUAUAUGGUAUGUGUAUUUUUGAGAAGAAAAACUCCGACACGUCUUUAUUAGUUUCCCCCGGGGGCUGGUGCCGAAAAAAAGUUAAAAGUAAAAACAUUUCUGAUGAUUGUGGUAGGAGAAUUGGUGGUUGGGGUAACGAUAUUUUCAAUUAUGCGAAACUCCGAACUGUUAAUGAAAUCUGUCAGAAACAAUUUGGCAUAAUUUUUCACUUAAAGCCGCCAACAAUUUAUAAUUAGAAAAUGCUGCGAGGAGCAACAAAGGAAAAAAUUAAAUAAAUAAAAUG
Messenger RNA from Drosophila miranda, 1763 nucleotides. RefSeq lists its product as uncharacterized. Gene Ontology annotation, molecular function: protein binding. The record is from RefSeq and is a predicted model, not a curated record. NCBI's taxonomy places the organism in Eukaryota, Metazoa, Arthropoda, Insecta, Diptera, Drosophilidae. The transcript has 2 exons. The coding region runs from base 21 to 1211 and encodes 396 amino acids.